AUGGUACGGUCGCUUAAAACUGCCUUGGGAAACGCGCAUCGUAACAAUCGGACGCAGAACGAUGGUGACUUGGCGACCCUCAGAGUAAUAACCAAUUAUUUCGUUGUAUCGUUAGCUAUGGCGGACAUGUUGGUGGCACUAUGUGCCAUGACAUUCAAUGCAUCUGUCGAACUGUCUGGGAGGUGGCUAUUUGGGCCGUUCAUGUGCGACGUCUGGAAUAGCUUGGAUGUGUACUUCUCAACCGCCAGCAUACUGCAUCUCUGUUGCAUUUCCGUUGACAGGUACUUUGCCAUUGUGCGACCGCUCGAGUAUCCGCUCUACAUGACCCAGCGCACGGUCGGGUUCAUGCUGGCCAACGUUUGGAUGCUGCCGGCGCUGAUAUCGUUCACGCCGAUCUUCCUCGGCUGGUACACCACGGCCGAGCACCUGGAGACGCUCAAGGACAACCCGGAGCUGUGCAUCUUCGUGGUGAACAAAUCGUACGCGCUAAUCUCCAGCUCGAUUAGCUUCUGGAUACCGGGCAUCGUGAUGGUGACGAUGUACUAUCGGAUAUACAAGGAAGCCGUCCGUCAGCGGAAAGCCCUGAGCCGCACCAGCUCCAAUAUCCUACUGAACAGUGUCCAGAUUAACAACUCCAACACGCUGCACGCAAACUACCACCACCGGAAUCAUCAUUUGCGUGCCAGUGAUUGCGACUUCGGGAUCGACAUGAAAGACAUCCAGCACGACACCCACAGCGAGCUGAGCGAUUUGGAUGUGCCGGUCGUUCCGACGAUCGUGAACGUGGACGACGAUCUGCUGGUUCCGUCGUCACCGCCGAGACGCCUGAGCCGCAGCAGUAUCGAUCUGCGCGACUUGGAGUACAAAAACGAGACAACCGUCAUCAAAAGUUCGGACUCGGUCAGUUCGAUCUUUCCGCUGAACUUCGAGAACAAUCUGCGCUAUGCGGGAAGCGAACCGAUCCAGGUGAAGGAAAACCAACAACGACGACCGUCGCGCAAGGAAAGCUUCAAGCAGAUCAAUUUCUUCCAGCCGUUCUUUUCGAGGAACAGUUUGCUCAAGUCGUACAUCAAAAGUGGCAGCAAUGUUGGCAGCAAUCUUAACAAUAGCAAUAAUCGGGAUGGAUCAGUUAGUACUAGUAUCAACAACAACAACCGGACAGCUUCGGAGAAGAAGCUGAACAAUAAGAACAAUGACAAUCGCUCCAACAACAAUAUCAUCGACCUAAUUAAUGUGACAUCCUCUCUGAAUAAGCCCAGUCUAAUGGUGGACAAGGAGGUCAAUACGCACAAGCGGCACCAGAUGGCAGCCAGUGAGUCGGAUUUCCUAACCAUGAUCCAGAAGCAAAGGUCGCAGCGGUUGGGGCUGUUGAAAAAUAAUGCCAGUUUAAAGAAUAGUAGUCACAAGGCUGGCGCGCGGGAUGACCAAUUGAUCUAUGCGUUGAGCGACUCCGACUUUACGGCUGCACUGCACGGUGAUGAAGCAAUCAUGAAGUGUAUUAAAAAUUUAAAAGCUUGCGCUGAACAGAGAGAUGGUAUAUUUAAAAUAGUUCUGAACAGUGAAGGUGGAACUGUUGCCGCAACUACAGCUGGCAUCAACGAUACUCCGGACAUUCUAAUCGGCUGUUUCGAUCAUGGGUUCGGUAGCACUAGUCCUAAAGAAAUUUUAUCGGGUCGAGUGGAGGAAAGCGCUUUCAUCAAAUCAUCCAAUCUAAAAGUUGUGAAUAGUAGUAAUAGUGUAAACCAAAGCAGCACAGUAAUUGAUAGCAAUUUAAACCACGAUGAAAAUAACUAUGUGAUAGAUUUAAUAUCGACACUGGCGUCGGCCGGAUCUCCUCCGCAUUCGGCGGGUUUGCUGCCGGAGACGAUUUCCCGCGAGAACGAACGUCUCAAGGCUAGCGAUAAACAGGGUGGCGUAUUCGACAACCUAAAACCGCUGACGGUGCUACACGAUUCCGUAAGUCCGGUCAACAUAUUAAGCGACGCGUCAACCAUAUCGUUGGAUCUAGUGUCAACAAGUCCCUGCACAAAACUGAAUGUUCCUACCGCUGCCAACGCUCCUGUUCCUGUUGUUGCUGCCGCAAUUGAAGAGAGUGUCAACCCCGUAGAUCAUCCCAUGGAUCCUCUGGCCGUCAAUAAUCCCGAUAUUAUUAUCGAAAACAUCCGAAAUGAUAGCCUGAUAGCCAAUCAACUACCGCAGCAGCAGCACCAACAACAAGCACAACAACAGCAGCAGCAGCAGGUAUCGGCGGCCACUUCGACGACGGCGGUCCUGCCACCGUCGAUAAUGACCACGUCUCCUGUGCACCCGGCCGGUCUGCAGAGGAAGCGACAAUCGUCCACCGUAACGUACAACAUCAAUGUAAUCAAUUUCAGCGACAAUCCCGACGAUGAUCAGAGCAGUUAUCAGAUGAACAACCGGAGCGUGGGUGCGGGCGCUGCUUCCGGGGCCGGUGCCCGGUCCAACAGUUCCACGAAUUCGAGCCAAAAGUACACCCGCCGAGGCGCCAUUUGCAUCGUCAUCAACAACGACAACGUGAUCCAUGCCAACGACACGGACACGGACUUCGACGAGCGCGAUGACAUCCGGCUCGGUGGACCGGGUUGUGGUGGCCCAGCCGGGGGCAGUGGUGGUGCUGGAGGUGGUGGUGGUGCAGUGACCUGUCGGCAUUGCUGUUCCCAGGGGCACCAUGAUGGUGGUUCCGGUGCGGCCAACUGUCGCCACAAUAAAUUCCGUAAAAUCAAAUGCCUGUGGAAUCACGUCAAGCGGUACGGUUUUCGCCGAGCUCCCCGGCGACGCCGCAACGAACCAUGCGACGCUGCUGGUCCGGGCUGUGGAACAGGCGAUGGAACCGGAACCUGCAUGGACAGGCUGACCGUCCCGAGUGCCGAUCGGUUGGGUGGUAGUCGGUGUGGCAGUGUUGGUUAUGGGGAAGGUGGAACCUCAACCCGACCGACCAAAGGCUGGCGAGCGGAGCACAAAGCGGCCAGGACGCUGGGAAUCAUCAUGGGAGUGUUUCUGCUCUGCUGGUUGCCGUUCUUUUUAUGGUACGUCAUCACCACACUGUGCGGUGAAGAGCACUGCCCCUGUCCGGAUGUCGUCAUUACGCUGCUGUUCUGGAUCGGCUACUUCAACUCGACGCUCAAUCCGCUGAUCUACGCUUACUUCAACCGGGACUUCCGGGAGGCGUUCCGGAACACACUGCAAUCGUUACUGCCCUGUUUCGUUAAGAAAAGCCCCUACAGCGGCCAUAGCGCUUACUAUGUGUAG
Molecule: messenger RNA, 3270 nt
Organism: Sabethes cyaneus
Lineage: Eukaryota; Metazoa; Arthropoda; Insecta; Diptera; Culicidae
Product: octopamine receptor beta-3R-like
Exons: 9
Coding region: 1-3270 (1089 amino acids)
Biological process (GO): adenylate cyclase-activating adrenergic receptor signaling pathway
Cellular component (GO): membrane
Molecular function (GO): octopamine receptor activity
Source: RefSeq, a predicted model, not a curated record